This is a messenger RNA of Cherax quadricarinatus, 2618 nucleotides long. The record is from RefSeq and is a predicted model, not a curated record. NCBI's taxonomy places the organism in Eukaryota, Metazoa, Arthropoda, Malacostraca, Decapoda, Parastacidae.
UGGAGCCGAGAUGGAUGGUAUCAAAGCAGCGAGUGGGCAGCAGGUGAAGCUUCAGAUAGCAAGACAGCAUCUGGUCAGCGCCCGGACACCGUCGUGCAGUUGAAGAGGGUGCUCGGGCUGAGGAAUGGUGUGGGCUUGAUCGUGGGCAACAUGAUCGGGUCUGGCAUCUUCGUGUCGCCCACGACGGUGGUGCAGUACACAGGCAGUGUUGGCAUGGCACUGGUGGUGUGGGUGGCCACAGGACUCGUGACCACGGUGGGAGCUCUCUGUUACGCCGAGCUUGGGACGACUAUUCCCAAAAGCGGAGGAAACUACACGUACAUCCUGGAAGCGUUCGGUCCCCUGCCUGCCUUCCUGGUGAUCUGGACCAACUUUUUCAUCGCCAAGCCCUUCGCCCGCGCUAUUGUCGCCAUCACCUUCGCCAACUACCUCCUUCAGGUGUUUAUUCCUGACUGCUCCUCGCCUCCCUACUACGCUGUCAGACUGCUGGCAGCUGCCUUGCUCUGUCUAAUUGCAUACAUUAACUGCAUCGGCGUCAAGCUUGGGUCGCGAGUGCAGGACACACUGGCUCUUACCAAGGUGGUGGCCCUGUUCAUCAUCAUCAUAGCUGGGGUCCAACAUCUGGCCCGGGGCCAUGUUGAGUACUACGUGGAUCCAAUGAAAGGAACUGUGUGGGAUGUUGCCUCAUUCGCCACCGCCUUCUACUCAACACUUUUCGCCUACAAUGGAUGGUACAGUCUCAACUUCGUCGCCGAGGAACUGAAAUCGACAGACACGACUAUGCCGCGAGCCAUCGCUAUCUCAAUGGGAAUAGUGACAGUGAUAUACACACUCACCAAUGUUGCUUACUAUGCUGUCUUGACUCCUGCUGAGAUCCUCUCUUCCAGUGCUGUGGCUGUGACGUUCGGUAACAGGAUGCUGGGAGUGCUGGCCUGGAUCAUAGCCUUCUUCGUGGCCUGCUCCACCGCUGGCAACACCAACGGUAGCCUCAUGAUUCAGUCCCGCACAGUGUAUGCCGGAGCGCGUGAGGGCCACUUUCCCAAGUUCCUGGCACUCCUUGACGACAAUGCCACACCUGUCACCGCAGUCAUGUUUUCAGCUGUCAUUCCACUAGUGGCUCUCAUGGCUGACAACGUCGGAGGCCUCCUGGCCUACACCUCCUUCUCCAACAACCUCAUUAGUCCUCACCGCCGUCCUGGGUCUACUGUGGCUCAGGUACAAAGAACCAGACAGACCGAGACCCUUCAAGGUUUGGCUGGGAUUCCCAAUCAUGUACUUGAUGGUGAACGUAUUCCUGGCGGUGUUCCCCAUUGUCAGGAGACCUGUGGAGAUAGCCGUCGCUCUAGUUACCAUGAUUUCUGGCCUCCUGGUCUAUUACAUCUGCAUUCACCGGACCAAGCCAAGAUUACUUUCCAAAAUCAUAGGCAAGUUGACAUUCUUGUGUCAGGUGUUGUUCAUGUGUUCGCCAGAGGAGAAGAAAGAGUGAAAGUACAUCAGCGUGUGUGUUGAAAACCCUCUCAUCUCUCCGGAAGAAAAAACUCUGGUGCAGAAUGAGCCACAGAAUGAUUUUAACAACCUCGGGUGAAUGUUAGGAUAAGACACCAUACAAGUCUGCGUGUCUGCACGGUGUAUGAAGACUGUCAACUCUCUUGUUCGUGGUAAAAACCUUGGUAAUAGAUACCGACAUAUUGAUUUAGAGAAAAAACACGUAAGCAAAAACUAGAACACAUUGGGAACUAUAAAAUGUCUAAAAUAUAAUGGUACAUGAUACUCAGCCAGGUAAUUCAGCACCUACCAAGCAACACAGGAAUCAUAUGACCUCAUUGUCUCCCUGACUUCAUCCCAGUAUGUCAUUCUUCAGGUCACUAUGUGUCACUCACACCUCACUCUCCACCUAUAUAUACUGUCUUGUUAACCUCUGCAUGUUAGAAGUGAUCAAGGUCUCAGGACGCAAACGUUGUUUAAUAUGUUCUAGUGUUUGAUUACGUGUUUUUCUUUUGCUCGUAUUAUGGGAUUAUCUCGGAUAAUGCACUUCAUGAGUGAGCUUGUAAUAACAAGGAAAUUCCAGAGUCAUACACAAACACGCACAAAAUACACACACACACACACACACAUAUAUUAACAAGUGGGCCGUCUCCCACCGAGGCAGGGUGACCCAAAAAGAAAGAAAAUCCCCAAAAAGGAAAUACUUUCAUCAUCAUUCAACUCUUUCACCACACUCACACAUUAUCACUGUUUUUGCAGAGGUGCUCAGAACACAACAGUUUAGAAACAUAUACGUAUAAAGAUACACAAUAUAUCCCUCCAAACUGCCAAUAUCCCAAACCCCUCCUUUAGAGUGCAGGCAUUGUACUUCCCCUUUCCAGGACUCGAGUCCGGCUUUAUAAAAAUAACCGGUUUCCCUGAAUCCCUUCGCUAAAUAUUACCCUGCUCACACUCCAACAGCAUCGUCAGGUCCCAAAUACCAUUCGUCUCCAUUCACCCCUAUCGAAUACGCUCACGCACGCUUGCUGGAAGUCCAAGCCCCUUGCCCACAAAACCUCCCUUACCCCUUCCUUCCAACCUUUUCGAGGACGACCCCUACCCCGCCUUCCUUUCCCUACAUUUAGAGGUGUGCU